GCCACACCCGCGCGCGCGUCGUCGGCUGCCGUCGUCGCGUCGUUCCUCGCCCCGCGUCGUCGUCGUCGUCGCCGUCGUCGUCGGACGAGCGCCCGUUCGCGCGCCGUACCAGGUCGCGUCCUCCUCCUUCGUCGUCCGUCAGAUCCGAGGGGACGCGACCGCGAGCGAGAUCUUCCGGUCAACAACGAACGCGAUUCUGAUGGCGGUCACCGUGAACCUCGAGUCCGUCGUCGCUCGGCUCGAGGCCGUCGCGGCGAGGCUCGAGAAGCAAGGCGUCGGCGUCGGCGUCGGCGCCGGCGCCGUCGCGGCGCCGCCCGCGCCCGCGCCCGCGCCCGCGCCCGCGCCCGGGGAGAUCCCCCCGUCCGUCGCGUCCUACGACGCGCUCCUCUCCGGCGCGCUGAAAACGAUGACGUCCGCGGCGUCCCCGCUCGGCGCGGAGAUCACGGACGCGGUGAAGCUGUUCGAGGACGCGUUCGCGAAGCUCCGCGACGUCCUCGCCGUCGUCGCCGCGUGCAAGAGACCGACCGACGUCGACGCGUUGCAGACGCUCAUCGCGCCCGUCGGCGAGCGCAUGAUGAAGCUCGCCGCGACGACGGAGGGACGACGCACGGACGCGUUUAACCACCUCAAGGUCAUCGCGGAGAGCGUCCAGUGCCUCGCGUUCGUGGCGUACCAAGGCCCGGACAUGGGGAUGUCGCUGCCGAUGCCGCACGUCGCGGAGGCGUGGCAGUCCGCGGAGUUUUACGCGAAUAAGAUUCUCGUCGAGCACAAGGGCGAGGGGAAGGACCCCGCGCACGCCGCGUUCGUGAAGGCGAUGAAACAGCUCGUGUUGACCGAUUUCAAAGGCUACGUGAAGGAGUUUCACGCGACCGGGCCGGGUUGGAACCCGCGAGGCGUCGACGUGAAGGAUUUUAAGGUGGAGAAGGUGGCGAAGAGGGCGGGCGGGCCGCCGCCGCCGCCGCCGCCGCCGCCGCCGGGAACGCUCGGCCUGAACAAACCGGGUGCGCCGCCGCCGCCGCCGCCGCCGCCGCCGCCGGGGCUCCUCACGACCCCGAAACCCGAGUCUGGGAUGAACGCGGUGUUUAAAGAACUCAACAAAGGCGAGGCGAUCACCUCCGGGCUGCGCAAGGUCACGGACGACAUGAAGACGAAGAACCGCGCGGAUCGGUCCGGGCUCGUCGGGGACGCGCCCGCCGCCGGCGCCGCCGCCGCGACGAAACCCGCGACCGCCGCCGCCGCGCCGGCGACGAAAGCCCCGAAGCUCUCCCUCGAAGGCAAGAAAUGGGCGGUCGAGAAUCACGUCGGGAACAAGACGAUCGAGCUCAACGACGUCAACCCAAAACAGACCGUGUACGUGUACAACUGCCGCGACUGCGUGAUCAAAAUCAACGGCAAGGCGAACGCGGUCACGAUGGACGCGUGCGCAAAGUCCGCCAUCGUGUUCGACGACGUCCUCGCGACGUGCGAGAUCAUCAACUGCGCGUCCGUGCAGGUGCAGUGCAUGGGAACCGUCCCGACCGUCGCGAUCGAUAAGGUGGACGGGUGCCAGGUGUACUUGGGGGAGAAGUCGUGGAGCGCCGAGGUCACGACGGCGAAGUGUUCCGAGGUGAACGUGACGUGCGUGCCGGCGGAGGGGAGCGCAGAGGAAGCAACGGAGACGGCGAUCCCGGAGCAGUUCGUCACGAGGCGGGGGGAGGAUGGGAAGUGGCGCACGGUGCCGAUGGGGCAUUGAGGGGCGCGAGCGAAGGCGCGCCGUGUAGGAGUUGUUUACGAAACGUUUCGUGAAAAAAAGCAGAAAAAAACUGGAAAAAAA
Messenger RNA from Micromonas pusilla CCMP1545, 1813 nucleotides. RefSeq lists its product as uncharacterized. Lineage: Eukaryota; Viridiplantae; Chlorophyta; Mamiellophyceae; Mamiellales; Mamiellaceae. The coding region runs from base 200 to 1732 and encodes 510 amino acids. Gene Ontology annotation, biological process: cytoskeleton organization; actin filament organization. Gene Ontology annotation, cellular component: cytoplasm. The record is from RefSeq and is a predicted model, not a curated record. Gene Ontology annotation, molecular function: adenylate cyclase binding; actin binding. The transcript has a single exon.